Molecule: messenger RNA, 1168 nt
Organism: Epinephelus fuscoguttatus (brown-marbled grouper)
Lineage: Eukaryota; Metazoa; Chordata; Actinopteri; Perciformes; Serranidae
Product: E3 ubiquitin-protein ligase ARIH2-like
Exons: 2
Coding region: 305-853 (182 amino acids)
Source: RefSeq, a predicted model, not a curated record
UAAUGACAUCAUCACCUUCCCUUCAUCAUAAAACUCAAACAUGUUUUAGUGACUAACUUCUCUGACAAAGUGCAUAGUGGCAGCAUGUGUAAUAAAAGAGUAACUUUAUAGUAGGUUAAAAAUAUAGAUUAAAUAGUAAAAAGACAGUAUAUGACUUAGCUGAUAGAAGAAACACAUUAAACAAUCAUUUCCCACUCUGAAACUUUUCUCUUUGAUUUUCUUUAUAAUAUUAAAGGGUGAGUGCAGAUUUGUGUGUGGCCAGACUGGCUGUGAUGCUGAGUGGCCCUUUGAGGAGGUUUGUAAAAUGGCUCUUCUGACCCCUGAAGAAAGGGAUUACUUUGAAAGCAAAAUCUUCAGCAACGCUGCAGAGACUUUCUUGGAUGUCAAAGCAUGUCCUGGAUGCCAGUCUCGUGUGGUGAGAGCUGACCUCCAUGAUCUCAGUGUCCAGUGCCCAGUGUGCACAGCGAGGAGAAGAAGGGCUUAUCGGUUCUGCUGGCAGUGUUUGAAGAAGUGGAAAGGCCCAGCUCCACGUUCAGACCGCUGUGGGAAUGCAGACUGCCAAGACCCACUGGAAAUACUGAGAAACUGCCCAGAUGUCACCUUCAAGGAUGUGGAGGGGGUCACUGGCUGUCCCUCCAUCCGUGCCUGUCCCACCUGUGGUCUGCUGGUGGAGCAUGACAGAACUCACUGUAAAAAUGUGUACUGUGUGCGGUGUAAGGUGGAGUUCUGUUUUGUGUGUCUGAAGCUCACUGAAAAGUGUUCAGAUGUGGAAAACAUAUCUUCAUUUUAUGAACUUUGCCCCAGUGGUGUCGCACCAAGACAGACCUCUAUACCUGUGUGGCAGAGGACAUGAUCCUGCAAUUCUUCUUGAUAAUCAUCAUCACUUUUAUCACUCAGACAGGAAGUCAUGCCAGCUGUAUAUAAGACUUACAGACUCAGACACUCUUUUGUGGGCUACUUUGUAAGAUUUGGGGCAGUGUCACAUGAGAAUCACUUCCUUCUGUUCACAGUUAAACAUUUACACAGACAAUUUCUACUGUAAACCCAAAAUUGUAGUGAACAUUUACAGAAUUAAUAUUUAUAGUCAUAUUUAAAACUAUGUGUAUUCUUUUUCUGUAGGAGUCAUGUUUACUGUCAUCUCAUUGUUACAGUAUGCAUUCAUUCUGAU